Molecule: messenger RNA, 1476 nt
Organism: Prosopis cineraria
Lineage: Eukaryota; Viridiplantae; Streptophyta; Magnoliopsida; Fabales; Fabaceae
Product: KH domain-containing protein At2g38610-like
Exons: 7
Coding region: 190-1032 (280 amino acids)
Biological process (GO): regulation of mRNA splicing, via spliceosome
Cellular component (GO): nucleus
Molecular function (GO): mRNA binding
Source: RefSeq, a predicted model, not a curated record
UUGCCUCCCUCCGUGUAAAAUUCACAGAUUUCUGUCGACCCCUUUAUUGCUUCUCUUCCUCCUGCUCCUCUGUUUCUCAUUUGCCCUCUGCAACAAGAACCACAUCGACUGAAACCUGAAUCCUCUCCUUUCGAUUUUCUUGUUUCUUCAUUCCCUGAUAAGAGCUGAACCAGCGAGACUGAAAAUCCCAUGUCUGGUUUGUAUAAUCCCAACUUCUCUCACGCUAGAGCGGUUUCUCCUCAGAUUAGAAGCACUCCGGAUGUGGAUAGUCAGUACUUGUCGGAGUUGCUAGCAGAGCAUCAGAAGCUUGGACCCUUCGUUCAAGUGCUUCCGAUAUGCAGUCGGUUGUUAAAUCAAGAAAUAUUGAGAGUUUCUGGAAUGAUGUCCAACCAAAGUUUUGGUGAUUUUGACAGGCUACGGAAUAGAAGCCCGAGUCCUAUGGCUUCUUCAAAUCUUAUAUCAAAUGUCCCUGGGACUGGAUUAGGUGGCUGGAAUUCCCAGGAGAGAUUUUGUGGACCGACUGGAAUGACAAUGGACUGGCAAGGUGGAGCACCUGCAAGUCCUAGUUCGAACAAUGUUAAGAGGAUCUUGCGAUUGGAAAUUCCAGUAGAUACAUACCCCAAUUUCAACUUUGUCGGAAGACUUCUGGGACCUAGAGGCAACUCACUGAAACGCGUAGAAGUUAGUACAGGAUGCCGUGUGUAUAUUAGAGGAAAAGGAUCAAUAAAGGAUCCAGACAAGGAAGAGAAGUUAAGAGGAAGACCAGGCUAUGAACAUCUCAAUGAACCACUACACAUUUUGAUUGAGGCUGAUUUACCUGCAAGUGUUGUUGACUUAAGGCUUAGACAGGCACAAGAAAUUAUAGAAGAAUUGCUCAAACCUGUGGAUGAGUCACAAGACUACAUUAAGAGGCAGCAAUUGCGUGAACUAGCACUGCUGAAUUCAAAUUUCAGAGAGGAGAGUCCUGGACCAAGUGGCAGUGUAUCUCCAUUCAAUUCUAGUGGAAUGAAACGCGCGAAAACAGGUCGCUGAGAAGCGCUUAUCUCAUUGUCGUUGACGUCCAGUACAUUUCAAUUUCGACCAAUGCAGCAGCUACAUAAAAUAAUAGGGCUAACACAAAUUCUUGCUGGCUAGCAUUCUGGUGGGUUUUGGCCCCUUUUUGAUGAAACAAAGUUGGAAAAAAGAAGAUUAAAACAAGUCAUAUAGUUGGGUAUUGAGAUGAAACUAGGUCUGUUUAGAUCAGUCCUUUGUUUUAUUAUUUCCCCCUUGUUUUUGCUCCCCAGAAACUUGAUGCAUUCAUUGGAUUUAUUCUUGUGUUAGAUUUUUACCUUCGACAAGUGUGGGAAAAUACAUGUGAUGAUGGGGGAGGUGUUUAGGGUCUGAGGAGUUUUGUGAGGCAUGUCAAAUGUUUAUGAUUUAUAAUAUUUAUAUGAUAUAUAUAUAUAUAUGAGGAAACAUAGGGUUGAAUUCUUUUUA